GAAACAGAGCAGCAGCAGUAGAAGUGAAAGCUGGGUCACACCGGCGGCAGCACUGAAAUUCACCCUCUAUAACUCAAUCAUCUCUGGGAUAUAUUUAUCUUACAUUUACGGUCUAGAGUCGACGGAAGUGUGGUGGAGCCGCAGAGCGGACUCCCCUCACCCAGUCCACGAGACCCCCUCCUCAGUCCUGACUCACACAUGGAUGUUCAGGGGUAUAAGUGGGUGCGCUGUCGGGUGUGGUUGUGUCGCCUGGUGGCUGUGCUGUCCUUGGGUCUCCUCCUGAUCGUGUUUCACUGGCGCCCGCGGCUCAGUGUCCUUGCCCGCUGCUGCUCCUGCCCUCUGGCUUUGGCAGAUAUUCUGCUAAUAAGAGACGCCUUUGGCCAGCAGCAUGUGGUGGAGGUCCUCACAGAGGAGAUGGAGGAUGGCAGUAUGGAGUUGUUGGGAGAGCUGGAGGUCACUGAGUGGAGAGAUACAGUUCAGCUGUACAAGGAGGAGAAAACUCUGCUGCGCUACUACCUGUUUGAAGGGCUGCGCUACGUCUGGAUGGACAGGAAGGGAGCUUUCUGUCGUGUUAGUGUCCUCAAUGAGGACUGGACCUGCAAGGACCUGUAUGGUUUCCAAAAGGGCCUGAGUCACAUGGAGCAGAGCUUGAGGAGACGAAUUUAUGGGCCCAACCUUAUCGACGUGCCUGUGAAGCCUUAUAUUAAACUGCUGUUUGAGGAGGUCCUCAACCCAUUCUAUGUGUUCCAGUUCUUCAGUAUCACCCUGUGGAUGAUUGAUAAUUAUUAUUUGUAUGCUCUGUGCAUUUUGUUUAUCUCCAUUUUCUCUAUCAGCAUCUCUCUGUAUGAGACACGCAAGCAAAGCAUCACUCUUCACAACAUGGCCCGGUUGGUCACAAAUGUUACGAUACGCAGAAACUCAGGAGCCGAGGAGUGUGUGAGCUCAGUGGAUCUGGUCCCCGGCGACUGUCUGAUCAUCCCCCAGGAAGGUCUGCUGCUGCCCUGUGAUGCUGCCCUGCUGGCUGGGGAGUGUCUGGUGAAUGAGAGCAUGCUCACAGGUGAAAGUGUCCCUGUGCUGAAAACCCCACUGCCGGCCGGUGAGGGCAAGUACAGCUCAGAGACUGAGCGUAGACACACUCUCUUCUGUGGUACCCAGCUCAUUCAGGCCAAAGGUGGAGGUCCGGGAGGUGGGGGUGCUGUCGCCGUGGUCACAAGCACUGGGUUCUUCACAGCCAAAGGAAACCUGGUCAGCUCCAUUUUGUAUCCUCAGCCAAUCAACUUCCGCUUCUACCAAGACGCUAUCAAGUUCCUGCUUGUCCUGGGUGUUGUUGCUUGUCUUGGCACCAUUUACAGCUUCGUGGUGCUCUACAGAUCCAAUGCAACGUGGGUGGAGUUAGUGAUCAGGAGUCUGGAUAUUGUGACCAUUGCAGUGCCUCCUGCCCUUCCUGCUGCCAUCACCACGGGCACCAUCUACGCCCAGCGCAGGCUCAAGAAGCAGGGCGUCUUCUGCAUCAGUCCCCCACGCAUCAACGUCUGCGGCAAGGUGUCACUCUUCUGCUUCGACAAGACAGGAACUCUGACGGAGGAGGGUCUGGACGUGUGGGGAGUGAUGGAGGGGGGACCUGCUGGGUUCUCAGAGCUGGUCCCAGAGCCCAGACUCUUGCCCCCGGGGCCCAUGCUCUCAGGCCUGGCUUGCUGUCACACUGUGACGCUGCUGCAAGGUCAGCCCCUCGGAGACCCUCUGGAGCUCAGGAUGGUUGAGUCCACUGGUUGGACCCAACAGGAGCCAGAGGGAGAUGGGAAGGUGCUGGAUGCAGCGUUUGGAGGCCACAAAGUUUUGGCCGUUAUGAGACCUCCAACUCAACAGCUAGAAGCUCAAGGAACUUCCACAAGCGAGGCGGUGGCCAUUGUUCAGAGGUUUCCCUUCUCCUCGGCCCUGCAGAGGAUGAGUGUGGUCACAGUGGCCCAGGGGGGUCACUCAGCUCUGGCUUUUAUCAAAGGAUCCCCUGAGAUGGUGGCUAGCCUCUGCCGAGCAGAAACGGUGCCGUCACAGUUCCCCAGCAAACUGCGCAGCUUCUCCAGUGAAGGCCUCAGGGUUCUUGCACUUGCCUAUAAACCCGUAGACAGGAACACUGACUUUAGGACCAUAGAACGACAGGAAGUGGAGAAAGACAUGCACUUCCUGGGUUUGCUAAUGAUGAAGAACUUGGUGAAGCCAGAGAGUCCCAGGGUUAUUAACAUCCUGAGAAUGGCACACCUUCGCAGCGUCAUGGUCACUGGUGACAACAUUUUAACAGCAGUGAAUGUAGCAAAAAGCUGUGGGAUGGUGGGAUCUGAUGAGAAGGUGAUAUUCGUCAAUGCCACCCCCCACACCGCCCAGUCCAUGCCCACCCUGAGGUUCAGCCUGGAAGAAGGAGGGACGACAGCUUCUGGCCAAAGCUCCGUAGAGGUCAUCACCUGGGGCCUGUACCAGGGUGGUUUUGGUUAUCACUUGGCGAUUAAUGGAAAGUCCUUCGCUGCCCUUUGUGACUACUUCCCCGAGUAUCUGCCAAAGGUUUUGAUGCGAGCCACAGUCUUUGCACGGAUGACUCCCGAUCAGAAAACCCAGCUGGUGAAGGAGCUGCAGAAACUGAACUACCGGGUGGGCAUGUGCGGGGACGGGGCCAAUGACUGUGGGGCCCUGAGAGCUGCUGAUGUCGGGGUCUCCCUGUCUGAAGCCGAGGCUUCUGUCGCUUCACCUUUCACGUCCAAAACUGAAGACAUCAGCUGUGUGCCGCUGCUUAUCAAAGAGGGCCGAUGUUCUCUGGUCACCUCCUUCAGUCUCUUCAGAUACAUGGCUCUGUACAGCCUCAUCCAGUUCUGCUCUGUCCUCAUCCUCUACACAGUGAAGACGGGCGUGGCGGACAUGCAGUUCCUGUUCAGUGACAUUGCUCUGGUGACGCUGCUGGCUGUGGUGAUGGGAAAAGGAGGCCCCAGUGACCACCUACAUCCCAGUCGACCCCCAGCCAGUCUGCUGGCCCUGCCUGUCCUCGGCAGCCUCUUCAUCCACGCCUGCAUGAUCGUCCUGGGCCAGCUGGCUGCGCUCUUAAUCACCACCUCACAGGACUGGUAUAUUCCACUCAAUUCAACAGUGUUUGGAACGGCCAAUCUGCCCAACAUGGAGGACACCAGUGUGUUUUCCUUGUCAGGUUUCCAGUACAUUAUCAUGGCUGUGGUGGUCACAAAGGGCUACCCUCACAAGAAACCUCUCUAUUACAAUGUGAUUUUCCUCUGUCUACUGGUCAUCCUCUUCUCCCUGAUGACUUGGCUGGUGUUGUAUCCCGGGCCUGCCGUUUGCAGGAUACUUCAACUUUACAACAUCUCUGAUAUGAGUUACAAAAUGCUGCUCGUCGCUGUGGCCGCUCUCAACUUCCUCGUUUGUUUUGUUGUGGAGCUGCUGAUAGACCUGGGCAUCCUGAACUGUCUUCGGUUGCUGCGUGGGAGACGUCUGUCUAAGAAACAGUACAAACGUCUCCACGUCCUUCUGUCUGAGUCUCCGUCAUGGCCGCCACUCAAUCAGACCCUGUCCCCCUCAGAUCACAGAGUCAUCUGCUUGUCCUAGCAUCUGCCCUCCCCUCUGUUGGACACUUGAAAGUGAACAGAGACAAAACACAACUUCACUAACAAAACCACAUUUACCUGUGUUAAUAAAAACUAUUUUUA
Molecule: messenger RNA, 3701 nt
Organism: Seriola dumerili (greater amberjack)
Lineage: Eukaryota; Metazoa; Chordata; Actinopteri; Carangiformes; Carangidae
Gene: atp13a2
Product: ATPase 13A2
Exons: 29
Coding region: 199-3600 (1133 amino acids)
Biological process (GO): intracellular calcium ion homeostasis; autophagosome-lysosome fusion; regulation of mitochondrion organization
Cellular component (GO): membrane
Molecular function (GO): ATP binding; ATP hydrolysis activity; P-type ion transporter activity
Source: RefSeq, a predicted model, not a curated record